This is a messenger RNA of Photinus pyralis (common eastern firefly), 861 nucleotides long. RefSeq lists its product as uncharacterized. Gene Ontology annotation, biological process: DNA integration; DNA recombination. The record is from RefSeq and is a predicted model, not a curated record. NCBI's taxonomy places the organism in Eukaryota, Metazoa, Arthropoda, Insecta, Coleoptera, Lampyridae. Gene Ontology annotation, molecular function: DNA binding. The transcript is spliced from 3 exons. Bases 1 to 861 code for a protein of 286 amino acids.
AUGGAAGAAAUAUCGCAAUUGCAUCCGCAGCGAAGGAAACUCUUCUUCCCUGCAAAUGGAGAACGGUAUAUGAAGAAGCUUACAAUGCAUACAAGAAAUGUGUUAUUCCGUUUCUUAAAAGAAAAGGAAGGAUAUACGCCAAAAAAAUCACUGAUUCUAACGGAUGAAAAUGUGGAUUCCUUUUUAUUAAGCGCUCAGGAUGAACACCAUUUGCUAAAUAAGGUAAUUCUUAUCUUUGGAGUGGCGGGUGCCUGUAGACGUCAGGAAUUGGUUUUUUUGCAGACGACAAAUGUUGAAGAUCAGGAAAAACAUUUUCUAGUCAAGAUCAUCGAUACUAAAACCAAAAAAGAUAGAUCUUUUGUCAUAUUACCAGGAAAACACAAUUUACUGCACAUAAUUAGAAAAUACAUAGCCAUUCGUCCUAAAGUAACGUCACACAACGGAUUUUUUAUCAAUUAUCGGAAUGGAAAGUGCACGGUUCAACCCGUAGGGGUUCACAAAGUUGGUGGUGUUCCCAGUGUGGUGGCCAAAUUCUUGAAUUUAACAAAUGCUUCUUCCUACACGGGCCAUUCUUUUCGAAGAACUUCUGCAAGUCUUCUGGCAAAUGCAGGUGGAAGUAUGACUGACAUCAUGCGCCAUGGAGGAUGGCGCUCGGUUAGUGUCGCGGAAGGCUACGUCGAAGAGUCGGAAAUGACAAAAGUCAACGUUGCGACGAAAAUCCUAGAUGGAGCGAGUCCUUCAUCUCAUCAUAAAGAAGUCGAAGAAAGACAUCAAAUGAGUGGACAACUCUUUAUAAAGAACAAUGUGGAUUGCGUGAUUAAUAUUAACAAUUACUACUCGAAUAAGCACUCCCCGAAGUAG